ACAACCACCAUUACACUUCAAAAGCACCCUCACACUUACAAACUUCAAUAACUUUGCUUUGUAUAUUAUUGCAAGUAAUCUACAAAAAGAAAAAAGCCAUGGGGAAUUGCUUAGUUCUUGAAGAGAAAGUAGUCAGAGUGAUGAAAACCGAUGGCAAAAUCCUUGAAUACCGACAACCCAUCAAAGUACAACAAGUUUUAUCCGAUUUCUCCAAUCACGCUUUGUCGGAAUCAUUUUCUGGCUGCCGGAAUCUUCAUCCGGACACAAAGUUGUUACCGGGUAUGUUAUAUUACCUUGUUCCGUCACCCUCGAUAAAGAGUAAGAAAAAGAAGGUGAGGUUUUCGAGUACACCAGAGGUGAAGGAUGAUGAAGAAGGAAGCCAUGGUGUUGUGAGGAUUAAAUUGAUAAUCAGUAAAAAGGAACUAGAAAAGUUGGUUCAAAAAGAUGGAGUUUCAGUUCAUGAGAUGGUGUCGAAGAUUCAAAGUAAACAAAGCAUAAAUGGAGUUGAUGAUGAUGAUGAUGAUGAUGGUGACGAUGAUAGUUGCAGAAAGUGGAAGCCUGCAUUAGAGAGUAUAACUGAAGUAAACUAGUACAGAAUAUACAUACAUAUACAUAUAUAUAUAUAUAUAGUACUGUAAGUCUGUAACAAAUAUGCUUGUUUUCAUUUAUGAAAGUCUGCAGAUAAUAGAUGCUUCAAUUUCAA
Molecule: messenger RNA, 703 nt
Organism: Gossypium arboreum
Lineage: Eukaryota; Viridiplantae; Streptophyta; Magnoliopsida; Malvales; Malvaceae
Exons: 1
Coding region: 99-590 (163 amino acids)
Source: RefSeq, a predicted model, not a curated record